This is a messenger RNA of Haemonchus placei, 207 nucleotides long. The record is from the annotation of a GenBank genome assembly. Lineage: Eukaryota; Metazoa; Nematoda; Chromadorea; Rhabditida; Trichostrongylidae.
AUGGCUGUCAAGCAAUCUCUUCGAGAGUACAGGAAAUCCAAGUUACUGAAAGCAGCCAAAGCGAUCGAGCAUCAGGCGCUGCAAAUGAGAUCUCAACGAUCAGAAAACUGUGAUGCUUGGACAAUAUUCUUGCGGUUUUGCUGCUCUCUGGAAGUACCGCUCUUCACACCCUUCUUGCGGAACACUUCAACCAUUACCUCAAAUUGA